Mus musculus (house mouse) is the source of this 1040-nucleotide messenger RNA. It is a transcript of the gene Or7g22, whose product is annotated as olfactory receptor family 7 subfamily G member 22. The record is from RefSeq and is marked validated. Gene Ontology annotation, molecular function: G protein-coupled receptor activity; olfactory receptor activity. NCBI's taxonomy places the organism in Eukaryota, Metazoa, Chordata, Mammalia, Rodentia, Muridae. The transcript has a single exon. Bases 68 to 1006 code for a protein of 312 amino acids. Gene Ontology annotation, biological process: detection of chemical stimulus involved in sensory perception of smell; G protein-coupled receptor signaling pathway; signal transduction. Gene Ontology annotation, cellular component: membrane; plasma membrane.
CAGUGAAACUCUUCAUUCCCGUAUUUCAAUAACUUCUUGCUCCCUUUCCUUAAGAUUUAUACAUAAUAUGGAAGUUAAAAACAAGUCGGUUGUUUUGGAUAUUUUCCUUCAUGGACUCACAGAUGACAUAGAGCUGCAGCCCUUCAUCUUUGGCUUCUUUUUAUGCAUGUAUUUGAUCACCAUCUUUGGAAAUCUUCUUAUAAUGUUAGCCAUCAUUUGUGACUCCCACCUCCACAAACCCAUGUACUUCUUUCUCUGCCAUCUGGCUUUUAAUGACAUGUAUUUAAUCAGCAUUACAGUCCCAAAGUUGUUGGUGAAUGUACAAACACAGGAUCAGAGGAUCACUUUAGCUGGCUGUCUGAGCCAGGGAUGCUUUGUGGCUGUAUGUUUCAUCUUUGAAUGUUUUCUCCUUGGAAUAAUGGCCUAUGACCGCUACAUAGCCAUUUGUUUUCCUCUAAGAUACACAGUCCUCAUCAAUCCCUUCUUCUGUGUUAUUGUGGUUCUAAUCUCUCUAUUUAUUAGUAUUGUAAAUGGUCUGCUGCAUAGUCUGAUGGUGCUGCACUUGUCCUUCUGCACAGACCUGGAAAUCCUCCACUUCUUCUGUGAAAUUGCACAAAUCCUCAAGCUUGCCUGUUCUGACAACCUCAUCAACAACAUCCUGAUAUUUGUUACAGCUUCUAGUUUUGCUGGUGUUCCUCUAUGUGGAAUAAUCUUUUCUUAUGUUCACAUUGUUUCUACAGUAUUGAAAAUGCCAUCAUCAGAAGGAAAGUAUAAAGCCUUCUCUACUUGUGGGUCUCAUUUAUCAGUUGUUUCAUUGUUUUAUGGGACAGGUUUUGGUGUAUACAUUACCUCAGUAGUAAUUGAUUCACCGAAGGAAAUUGCUAUUGCUUCAGUGAUGUAUUCCAUAGUUCCUCCAAUGUUGAAUCCCUUUGUUUAUAGUUUGAAGAACAGGGAUAUGAAAGAAGCACUGAAGAAGGUAAUUGGUAGAACAGUUUCUCUUCCAUGAUGUAUGAUUAAUCUGUGGCUUGGGUUUUUGAGUG